Messenger RNA from Oncorhynchus mykiss (rainbow trout), 5071 nucleotides. RefSeq names its product inactive tyrosine-protein kinase 7. Gene Ontology annotation, molecular function: axon guidance receptor activity; protein kinase activity; ATP binding. Gene Ontology annotation, cellular component: neuronal cell body; plasma membrane; axon. The record is from RefSeq and is a predicted model, not a curated record. NCBI's taxonomy places the organism in Eukaryota, Metazoa, Chordata, Actinopteri, Salmoniformes, Salmonidae. Gene Ontology annotation, biological process: protein phosphorylation; synapse organization; homophilic cell-cell adhesion.
UCUCCAAACACCGGAAGCUUCUCAUCCAAAGUGGGAGCUAAGGAGAGACAGAGGGAGAAAAAGGGAAAGGCUACUUUCAUUUAAUAGUGUUGAAGGAAUGGCAUGUAGGCACAUUUCUUCUUUGCAUUUUCUUGUCAUUAUUUGAAAUAAUGGAAUAGGUCCUACGUCUUCACGUUUACGAAUUGCGCGUGCAACAGUCGUAUCGUCAUCGGACGACCACUAGACAAAGCAGUCGUUUAUCGUUGCUCUUGUCGGAGUACUUUUUUAGAGGUCUUGUGAAACGCUGGUAGUUUUCGCGUUGACUGCCCUUGGUUUCGGGUCUCGUUUUCUUGUGCGAAUGAUUUAACGUAGUUGUGGCUGACUUUGCUUGAGUUCUAUUAUGGAGUUACCGUCCACAGAAAAUAAAUGUUUCACAGAGAGUAACCUGAACUCGGCGAAUAGGCGUAGACAAGGAGUCAUGCCGACAAUACACACCACUACUAUCCUGUUUCUUAUUUUCACCAAAGUUCUCACUGUUCACGCCGCCUCCUUCCACUUCACCAAGGAGCCCAAGUCCCAGGAUGCCUUGCACGGCCGGAGUGCCAUGUUACGCUGCGAGGUCAGCGAUGCAGAGGGCGUGAGUUACAGCUGGCUGCAAAACGGCGAUGCAGUGAACGACACAGAGCGCCGCUUUCGGGAGGGCGGCAACCUCAAGUUCACCGCUGUGGACCGCGUGCUGGACGCCGGGACCUUCCAGUGCCUGGCCACCAACAAUGCCACAGGAGAAGAGGAGCGCUCCACGGAGGCGUCCUUCAACAUUAAAUGGCUAGAGAGUGGUGGGGUGACCCUGAAGGAUCCUGCAUCAGAGCAGGACAUCGAGAGCUCUGCCCCUGUGACGUUCAGGUGCAACAUUGAUGGACACCCACGACCAACAUGUCACUGGUACAGAGACGGCGUGCGCCUGCCGGAGAAGAGCCAUCAGAUCAACAACAAGGAGCGAACUCUGACCCUGCCCAGUGCCAGCCCAGACAACAAUGGCCUCUACUAUUGCUGUGCCAAAAAUCCAGCCGGGCACGUGUGCAGCAAUGCCAACUUCACCCUCAAUAUCAUAGAUAAGAGUUUCCCUCGUCCCGUGGUGGUUCCUGAGGACUUGGUGGUGAUGAGGAACGAGGAGGCCCUCCUUAACUGCCUGUUCACUGCCGAGCCCCCUCCCACCCAAGAGUGGUACCACCAGGACGAGCUCGUCACCAACAAGUCCCGGUUGGUGAUGUUGAACAAUGGCUCCCUGCUCAUCACCCAGGUGAAACCCAGAAACACUGGGCUCUACAAAUGUGUGGCCAAAGGGCCCCGCGGACUCCCUGUCACUCUGGAGGCCACCGUGAACCUAGCAGAAAUUGAGGAGAUGGGCCCCAGCCAGAGCCGGGUCUUCUCGGCCAACUCCCUGGAGCGGGUAUCCUGCCGCCCCCCUCGCGGCCACCCGGAACCCGAUGUGUGGUGGGAGUGGGGCGGGGAACGCGUUCCCUCAGAGGGCAGGGUCUACCAGGACGGACUGGAGCUGGUCUUCAGCCCCACCCAGGGGGAAGACUCAGGAUUGUAUACCUGCGUGGGCCAGAACAAGGCUGGUACCAGGAGGCAGGAGCUGACUGUCACCGUGGCCACCCCUCCGGAGUGGGUGACAAAGCCAGAGGACAGCCAGCUUGAGGAGGGCCUCCCUGGGUACCUGCAUUGCCACACCCGUGCCACGCCCCAGCCCGAGGUUACCUGGUACCGCAACUUCAUCCCCAUCACCACCGAGGACAUUCGCUUUAAGCUGUACCCCAAUGGGACCCUGAGGAUCAACAGUGUAGAGGUGUAUGAUAACCACUUGUACAUGUGUCGGAGCCAGACGGAGGCCGGGAGGGUGGAGGGCCGGGCCCGGGUCUUCGUACUUGAGAAGCUGAAGUUCACCCCCACCCCCCAGCCCUCCCAGUGUCUGGAGUUGGACAAGGAGAGCACUGUGCAGUGCUCUGCCAAGGGCCGCGAGACCCCCACCAUUCAGUGGACCAAAGCAGAUGGCAGUGAGCUGCCGGAGCAUGUAGUCCAGACCGGCGGCGUGCUCCACUUCGCAAAGGUGACGAGGGACGACGCGGGCAACUACACCUGCCUGGCAUCCAACAGCCCGCAGGGCCAGAUCACAGCCGCCGUGCAGCUCACCGUAGCAGUGUAUAUAACAUUUAAUAUGGAACCGGAGCACACCACUGUUUACCAGGGCCACACAGCCAUUCUGCACUGCCAGGCCACCGGCGACCCCCAGCCCUUUAUCCAGUGGAAGAAGAAAGACAAGUUCCUGGAGCCUCGCAAGAGCAGGUUUCAGAAGAUGCCCAACGGCUCUCUGGUCAUCCACGACGUGAGUGUGGAGGACACGGGAAGCUUCACAUGCAUCGCUGGCAACAGCUGCAAUAUCGGCCACACAUCGGCAGAGCUCUAUGUCGUAGAGAAGCCCGUGCACCACUCGUUGGAGGAGGACGAAAAGGCGCCCUACAAGAUGAUCCAGACAAUCGGCCUAUCGGUGGGCGCCGCCGUGGCCUACAUCAUCAUCGUCCUGGGCCUGAUGUUCUACUGCAAGAAGAGACGCAACGCCAAGAGACUAAAGGGCCCAGAGGGAGAGGAGGCCGAGACAGAGCACCUCAACGGGGGCACGGUGCAGACCAACGGGCAGGCCACCGCUGAGAUCCAGGAGGAGGUGGCACUGACCAACAUGGGCACCACGGCCAGCAGCGCCAAUAACAAGCGCCACAGCAGCCACGACAAAGGGCCCUACCCCCGCGCCAACUUGACCACCAUCACCACUCUGGGGAAAGGUGAGUUUGGCGAGGUGUUCCUGGCCAAAGCCAAGGGCAUCAUGUCGGCAGGAGGAAGAGGCAGUGAAGAUGAGGAGGAGACAGUGGUGCUGGUGAAGAGUCUGCAGACGCGGGACGAGACCCUGCAGCUGGAGUUCCGCCGCGAGAUCGAGAUGUUCGGCAAGCUGGGCCACCCCAACCUGGUGCGCCUACUGGGCAUGUGCAGAGAAGCCGAGCCCCACUACCUCAUACUGGAGUACGCUGAAUUGGGGGACCUGAAGCAAUACCUCAAGAUGUCCAAGAACAAGGAGGAGAAACCCAAGUCCCAUCACCUCAGCACCAAGCAGAAGGUGGGGGUGUGUCUGCAGGUUGCCCGGGGGAUGGAGCAUCUAUCCAAUCAGCGCUUCGUCCACAAGGACCUAGCCACCCGCAACUGUCUGAUCAGUGCCAAGAGACAGGUCAAGGUGUCUGCACUGGGGCUCAGCAAGGAUGUCUACAACGAUGAGUACUAUCACUACCGGCAGGCGUGGAUCCCUCUGCGCUGGCUGCCCAGCGAGGCCGUGUUUGAGGACGACUACUCCACCAAGACGGAUGUGUGGUCCUUCGGCGUGCUCAUGUGGGAGGUGUUUAGCCUGGGGGAGCUGCCGCACGCUGCGCUCGACCACGACAAGGUCCUCGAAGAGCUGAGGGAGGGCCGGGGGAAGCUGCCCCUGCCCCAGGGCUGUCCUUCUCGGGUGUACAAGCUGAUGACUCGCUGCUGGGCCUCCAGCCCCAAGGACCGUGCCUGCUUUAAUGACAUCGUCUCUGCCCUCAGCGAACUGCCCUCCGAGAGCAAGGUGUAACACACACGGCCCAGGUGCACAGUUUGUGUGUAAGGGUAUGAAUGUGUUAUCAAUGGGGGGAGGUGACGUGUGUGUGUGUGUGUGUGUGUGUGUGUGAGAGAGCGGUCGUGUACAAAUGUGUACGUGAGGUACGUAUACACGUUGUUGUUGUUGUUGUGCAUGCAUGUAUUGGCCUUUUGAGUUUGUGUGUCUAGCACUCCAGGACUAUCCUACUCUGCCUGGUUGGCCUCUAGUUAGCGUCUACAAGAGCAGAACGAGACUCUUAACAACUAGGAAAUUUGGUCGCAAAUGAGGACCCAGCCGAGAAGAGAUCAACAUCCAAUGAGCUUCUCCUUCUCUAUGGAUUAAAAUGACUAUUUUUUACAAUGAGGACUUCUAUUCUGCCUUAGCAGGUCAAAUGCUGUCUAUAACAUUUUAAUCUAGAAACUAAUGACAGUUAACACGGUUUUCACCCCAAUUGAAUCUUUUCUGUUACUCAUGUUUGCAAAUGGACAAGACAAAAGGGACAUUUUCUUCCCAGAGCCAAACGGGACAUGAAGGUACAACCUCUUCGGGAGUAAAAAUCGAAUGUCUCUCACCCCGUUAGAUAUGAUCAAAACGAGGUAAAGGGCCAGCGGUGGCAUUAUUGAACUUGUGGAGUUUAGCUGGAGUGUGGAUGGAAUCACCGCUCACAACCCUAGUUUUCCUUGCCUUGAAGGUAAAUCUUUGGUUGGUUUUAAAGUAUAGUCGUGGUAGUAUAUGGACCCUGAAUUAGCUUCAACAUGCUGUUUUGGAGUUAAGGUAACUGAUCUAAGUUGUAGCAUUAUAGGCUAGCUAUUUUAUAAAGGCCAUCCUGUCAUGAACAGUUUUGUACUCCUAUCAAAGAUGUCUGAAUGUUACUGCUCCAUUUGCCCAUCAAUCAUCCAAUCCUAUCACGACCAGAGCUUUUCCAAUCAGAGUGGGAGAAACCUUUCUUCGUAGACAUUCGUCUAAAAGUGCUUUGUAUACAUGCUUAAAACAUGCACUGAUCACAACUAUACAUUUUUGUUUUCUAGAAGGAUUGUUUCGGAGACCUGUUAACUUAUUUUAAAGGUCCUGUUUUGUAUUUUUUCACUGUAUAGAAAGGUACUAAGCUUCUUUGAUAUAAUUUUUUUAUGUGCGAGGCAUUUUAUGAUGUGUAAUAGUUUGUCCAUUUUCCUUUUGCCCCCCCAAAAUUGAAUUAAGGUUCACCUGAAUUGAAAAAAAAUGCCUGGCAAAUGAAGGACUCUGCAUCAGAUUGCUGUCUUGCUAUUGUUUUUAUAUUUACUUUCUUGCUUUUGUUUUAAUAUUUACUUUUUUACGUGAACAUUUUUAUACAUUGCAGUUUUCUAUUUUAAGUAUGUUUAUACAAACGCAUAUUAGCCAUGGCAUAUACAUGGCGCUGGUCCAAUAAAAUGUUGUAAAUGUACCUUU